UCAGCCUACUAAGUAUAUAUGGGAUUGGCGAAGAGCAAUCUCAGAUCAUUAUGCCGCCGCCGCCUCCACAUCCCAUACAUGUGCAUGCUUUGACCAACGCCAAGGAUGACUCGAACGUGAAGAGUGCUCUCAAAAUACUCGAACCUCAUUCGCCUGUCUCGAUACCAUUACACAGGAGACUUCAAUUCGGAAGAUUCUUUGAAGCGACGACGCUUCUAACAAGCUUGGCAUGCUUUGAAGCCGGGCCUGGGCCUGGGCCUGAAGAUGAAGAAUGGAUUAUGGCCUUUGUGGAUCGGAGUUGUAGGCCCGAGACUGAGGUCUGGAUGUACGGGAGCUGGGAGGGAGGGGGGAUUGGCGAACAUGGGGUUCCGAGUGCACAUCAGCAGCAACAGCAGCAAGACGCUUUGAUCUUGUCGCUCAUCCGAUCGAUCAAGGCUCUUGGACCGGCUCCAAAGUCGAUUCAUCAGGACAUACUAGCCAAAGCUGCAGCCAGAGCCUCUGCCGACAAGCACACUUCCUCCAGCGACAACGACGACCUCCAAGACCAUUCUGGCGUUUCGCGUAAAGACUACACUGCCCACCUCCUCAACCCAAACCUGAUUCUCUUCGGCGCGACACAUUCUUCAACGACACAGAUCCUCACUCGCAACCAUGUGAUCAAACACGUCUUCGAUUCGGGUCUCGUAGCCAAUUGGACCUUUGUAUUCGACAUCGAUGAUUUGCCAGAAUCUGCUACAUCCUUGGAGCUGCCCGCAGGUCUGCAUUGGGGAGAGUUGGAACAACAGCAUUUCGUUCUUGUGAGAUCACGGACACAGAUUCCAAGGCAGGAUCGAACGCUGGCUGUGCUACCUAACGUUGCAAUCUUCGAGAGUCAAAUUGGGAAGCCGAUUGCAUGGGUUUUCGUUGGCCUGGAUGGGAGUCUGACGACGCUGCAUGUUGAGGAAGAAUGGAGAGGAAAGGGGCUAGCCAAGAUGAUUGCAGUGAAAAUAUGGAGGGAGAAAAUGGAAGUCUUCUGGGAAAAAGAGGAGCCAAGAAGUGGUCAGAAGGAGAAGGCGAGGAGGCUGGCGCAUGAUUAUGUUAUUAGCGGGAAUGAAGCUAGCAAGAAAGUUAGUGAGCGGUUGGGUGGGAGGCAUUAUGCCGAUACCUUCUGGAUAAGGGUCAAUUUAGAUUCGGUAAGUGAAGCAUAGAUCACCAGGAUUUGGAGUAGAGAUACGAGGAGUAUGAUAGAAGUCACCUGCCUGCUCAGCUUCGAAUGACAGUGAGGAUCUGACAGCGUCCAAGCUGAGUGUGAGUGGGAUUGUCCCGAGUUAAGCAUGCUUCAGGAGGCCAUGGCACAUGACAUCAGUUGCGGAUCAGGAAGUGAUCGCCUGCAGCAGCUUCAAGAGCCCGUUCAGCCCGCCGAUCUUUGUCCUCCUUGCCCUUAUAGCCCGUUGUGCCAAGUGCUGCAUGAGGGAGCGACAUCCUCAAGUCAAGCUGUGCUUGCCAUUGCGCACAUUCUUCGUCGCCACUCGCUGUGAUUUCAGCUUCGAGCUGUAGUCUGGUAUCCGAGAUAGCUGCUCAAUCCGAGCAGUUUUGCCUUCCAGUGGCUCGCAGCUGCGGAGAUGUUGGAAGCAGUGGC
Molecule: messenger RNA, 1618 nt
Organism: Cercospora beticola
Lineage: Eukaryota; Fungi; Ascomycota; Dothideomycetes; Mycosphaerellales; Mycosphaerellaceae
Source: RefSeq, a predicted model, not a curated record